Messenger RNA from Nannospalax galili (Upper Galilee mountains blind mole rat), 2716 nucleotides. RefSeq names its product solute carrier family 9 member B2 (gene Slc9b2). Gene Ontology annotation, molecular function: antiporter activity. Gene Ontology annotation, cellular component: membrane. The transcript is spliced from 13 exons. Gene Ontology annotation, biological process: proton transmembrane transport. The record is from RefSeq and is a predicted model, not a curated record. NCBI's taxonomy places the organism in Eukaryota, Metazoa, Chordata, Mammalia, Rodentia, Spalacidae. The coding region runs from base 372 to 1946 and encodes 524 amino acids.
ACCGCGCGUCCAAUCACCGCAGACCCGAGAGGCGGGCCACUGAGAGGCGGCGGGAAGCUGAUCCUGGCGGGUCCAGGGGGUCCCAGAGGGUCCCGGUGGGCCGGGUGAGCUCGCACAGGUCGUGCUGCACCCCGGGAGGGCGCACAGGCGGCGGGGCUCUGAUCCGCCCCGGCUCUCUCCGAGAGCGCCCCGCCCGGCCCAGCCAAGCCUCCCGUUAUCCACAACCGCAGCCCCGGCCGAGCGCCACCCAGACCCCAGCACCUCCGCAGGCCCGAAGCUCCUUUCUUGGUCACCCAAAGCUGGGUCCCUUGUGUCCAGGACCAAUGAUUUUGUUCCUCUUCCUUGAAUCAUCAUCUUUAAAAUUAUAAACCAUGGGGGAUGAAGGCAAGACAGUUGAAUGUCAAUGCUCAGAGCCAUCUAUAGAGACCAGUCACACAGCUUCUGUGCAUCAAGAAUCACAGGAGGAGAAUAUCGUGAACCUCAAAGGUGCAGAUGGAAAUGAGCCGACAGAAGGAAGUAACCUAUUGAACAGCAGUGAAAAAAAGCCACAGGAAUCUCCAACAGAAACAAAUUGUUUGCAGAGUCUGAGACAAAUACUGGCUUGCCCUCCGCACGGUUUAUUGGACAGAGUAAUAACGAACGGUACAAUGGUCGUUCUUCUGUGGGCUGUAGUUUGGUCCGUUACCGGCUCUGAAUGUCUUCCUGGAGGAAAUCUGUUUGGAAUUAUACUCCUGCUCUGUUGUGCUGUGGCUGGAGGUAAACUCUUUGGACUCAUUAAGUUACCAACGCUGCCUCCUCUGCCUCCUCUCCUGGGCAUGCUGCUUGCUGGGUUUCUCUUGAGAAACAUCCCAGUCAUCAGCGAUAAUGUCCAGAUCCAGCACAAGUGGUCUUCCUCCUUGAGAAGCAUCGCCCUUUCUGUCAUUUUGGUUCGUGCUGGUCUCGGUCUGGAUUCAAAGGCCCUGAGGAAGCUGACGGGUGUCUGUGUGCGGUUGUCCCUGGGUCCCUGCACUGUGGAGGCCUGUGCUGCUGCACUUCUUUCCCACUUCCUCCUGGGUUUACCAUGGCAGUGGGGGUUUAUACUGGGCUUUGUCCUAGGAGCUGUGUCUCCAGCUGUCGUGGUGCCGUCAAUGCUCCUUUUGCAGGAAGGAGGCUAUGGUGUUGAGAAGGGUAUCCCAACUUUACUCAUGGCUGCUGGCAGCUUUGAUGACAUUCUGGCCAUUACUGGCUUCAACACAUGCUUGGGUGUGGCCUUUUCCACAGGGUCCACGGUUUUCAACAUCUUUAGAGGUGUUUUGGAAGUGGUAAUUGGUGUGGCAACUGGAUCUUUUCUUGGGUUUUUUAUUCAGUACUUUCCAAGCAGUGACCAGGAUGACCUUGUGUGGAAGAGGGCCUUCCUGGCUCUGGGGUUCGCUGUGCUGGCUGUGUUCAGCAGUGUGCAUUUCGGCUUCCCGGGGUCAGGAGGACUGUGCACUCUCGUCAUGGCUUUCCUUGCAGGCAUGAGAUGGAGGGACAAGAAGAAUCUUGCCUUUAACUUGCAUUCAGCAGUGCCAACAGCUGCCAUAUGGACUCCCGAUUUUGUCAUGGUAAUUUUCAUGGGCCUUUGUGUCGCAACCCUGGGCAUUGCGGUAUUGAUACGAAUUCUGACUACAUUUAUGAUGGUGUGUUUUGCUGGUUUUAACAUAAAGGAAAAGAUAUUUAUUUCUUUUGCAUGGCUUCCGAAGGCCACAGUUCAGGCUGCAAUAGGAUCUGUGGCUCUGGACACAGCAAGAUCACAUGGAGAGAAGCAGUUCGAGGAAUAUGGAAUGGAUGUGUUAACCAUGGCAUUUCUGGCCAUCCUCAUCACAGCACCAAUAGGAAGUCUCCUGAUUGGUUUGCUGGGUCCCAGGCUCCUGCAGAAAUUUGAACAUGAAGAUGAAGCACAAGGAGAGACUUCUGUACAAGUUUAGAGCCUUUUAGAUGUCAAAAGCCAAGACAGUCCAAAAUGGAAAACAGAAACUGAAAGACAGACAGACAGACAGAAAAACAAUGGUAUGUACCUAUAAUCCAAGCACUCUGGACACUGAUACAGGAAGAGCUCUAUGAGUUCAAAGCCUGGUUUGGGGGCGGGGUACACACUGAGUUUCAGGCUAGCCAACAAUACAAAUAAGAUCGUUUCUCAAAAACGCAAAACAAAAAUCAAAGAACACCCCCUCACACCUUACCUUAUCACUGAUCUGGCUACCUAGAGGCUUCCUGUCGGAAGUUCACAUGGUCUGCCUUCCUCCAGAAAGUACCCUGAUGCAACCCUUUAUUUGUUUUUCUGUGACCACCUUCUUUAGGCUCUUCCAGAUGACAGCUUUAGUUUAGGUCUCCAGGUGACAGCUUUAAUUUGUAACUUUUUUCCAUAUAUCAUAUUCUUCACAUAUAUAGUAUUAAUUGGGAUAAUGGACACUGCUUUAAUGAGGAAAAGCUAAAGUACUUAACAGAAAAUAUAAUUUUAUUUCUCUGUCAUGAAACUGGCCAAUUAGUUGCUGUAGACAUGGGCACUCUGCUCGUAGGGCUGCUCCAGGAACCAUGCCUAUCUGUCAUGCAGCUCUGCCAUGGCAUGGCUUAGGACACCAGUUAAAGAUGAAUCUCUAUCGUAUGUCUUUUCUAGGCCUCAGGAAACAGGAAAAAAGAUGGAAGGCAAUUUAUCUCUAUCAUCGAUCAUCUACCACCUAUCUAUCUAUCUGUCUAU